Rhizopus microsporus ATCC 52813 is the source of this 1314-nucleotide messenger RNA. RefSeq lists its product as uncharacterized. Lineage: Eukaryota; Fungi; Mucoromycota; Mucoromycetes; Mucorales; Rhizopodaceae. The transcript is spliced from 2 exons. The coding region runs from base 9 to 1001 and encodes 330 amino acids. The record is from RefSeq and is a predicted model, not a curated record.
AUUUACUCAUGAAUAACUUUGAUCCAUAUAAUAAACUGUCACAACGGGAGAACUUAUUAAACAUGACGCGAUCCCUCGUUCAGGCUGCGGAUCUGUUUUUAUGCUGCGCUAAAGAACUUGAAUCUACAUUCCAAGCGUCAAAUGAUAGUUCAAAGAAGAUAUUGUAUAACUUAGUAAAUCGGUUUGAUCGUCUUGGUGCUCUGAUGUCUAUCAUAAAGAGCAUGAAGCACCCUGAUUCAUCUUUUCAUUACGUACAAAAGGACAAGGAAGAACGGAUCGUGAUGGCAAACACAGAUGACUUGGAUCGUCCUGUAAUUGAAGAAGAUGUCGCAGAAGGUAUAUUCGGAAUAACAAGGUUAGAAGACAAACAAGUGACAACACUAACAACGACGACGACAACAAUGCCCUUGGUUACACCUACGGCCAAGGCCUCGCAGGGAGCAUUGUCAGCACAAGAAUUUCUGGACCAAUUUGAGAUGUACGCCAGAACCUUUGCUCAAUCUGCCAAUAUGUCAAUCGGUCUUGUGUGGAGGGCGUUACUUGUGCACGCCGUGCCUCCUAAUCGUCUGUCCUGGGUUCAAAAUCAUCUAAUCAACAAUAAGCACAUGACAUGGGCCGAAGCCAGACAAGCCUACUUGAAUCAAUAUUCAGAUCAAGCCAAGUUGGCGACUCCGCGUCAAGAACGAUAUAUAGGAUACCUGCUUAAUUUAAAAAUGAAAGAUUAUGAUACCAUUCAAAAUUAUAACCAAAAGUUUUACACUUAUUCUACAAAUGCCAACAUGAAUCUGAGUGAGCCUUCACUGUUCAAGCGGUACAUUGACUCACUUACACCUCACUACCGAUCAAUCAUGACAGCAAUGAUGAAGGAUUCGACGAUACCUCAACCUACUACUCUAAAAGUAGUUAUGAAACGAACAGAACGAUUGGCUUAUGAAGAUAAACGAAAACAAGCAGCCUCCAUUUACGCAUCUCCUCCUUAUAACACUUAUGAUGAUUUAUGAAUUUAUUAGCUUACUAUAACUUUGUUUAGCAAGAUGUAAAAGAAAUAAAAACCAGAAACAAGAAAGGAAAAAGUUGUCAACAUAUGAAAGCAUAUAUGCACGCACGCAAAUGAAGGAAUUAGAGAAAAGGUUGGUCCUUAUUUGAAUAAAAACAGAAGCGUCUUUUUGUGUUUUAAUGAAUAUGUGUCACGAAAAGAAUAUCAAUUUAACCAAACCUAAAUGAUUCAUUAGGUCUCGGAAAUUGAAUGUUGCAUGAAUGUCAAAGAUACAAUCGCUGUUGGCUCCACUCCGGCUUCGGGUGUGGUUAGAGCGC